AUGUCCCGGACAGACUAUGUGAUUGUGAAGACCAAGUCCUACAUCCUAAGGAUGAAUCGGGAAGAAAAUCUGUGCUGGUUUCAUGGAAAAAUAUCCCGUGAAGAUGUGGAGGAUAUUUUGCGUCGAGACGGCAGUGAAGGAGUGUUUUUGGUACGCGAAAGUUCCUCCUCCGACGGUGACUACGUACUGUCCGUGCUGUUCAAGGGCGAAGUGAUACAUUACGCUAUCCGACGACACGGAGACGAUGCGUUCUUUUCCAUCCAAGAUCAUACACCGAUCCACGGGCUUGAUUCGUUGAUCGAGCAUUUCCAGAAAGACAAAGGCUCGCUGGUGACGCGGCUGCAGGUGAUUUGUCGCAGUGAUCCACCACCGCACGAUGUUCGUAGCCACGGUACCACGAACCUGCUGCACCGUGCCACGAAGGAAAGCAACUACACUGUCGUAUCGGAGCUGCUGAAGUGUGGAUAUCGGAAUAUUGAUUCCAAAAAUCAGGACGGUCAAACGGCGGUGCAUCUGGCGUGUUUGCAUGCAGAUGAUAAGAUACUGCUGAAGCUGAUCGAACGUGGAGCUAAUAUAAACAAUCGCGACGCCAAAGGCAACACACCACUUCACUAUGCCUGCGCCCGACGGAAUGGGUUGGAGAUGGUAAGGAUGCUAAUAAAGGCGUCCGCUAAUCUACAGGCACGGAACAGCGAAACUGGCUGGGUACCGCUGCACGAAGCAGCCGAUAAUGGAAAUGUGGACGCAAUCCAGGAACUUCUGCGCCAUCGUGUUCCCCAUCGACCGAGAACCAACUAUGGUGAAAUGCCUUCGGACCUGGCCCGCCAUCGUGGCCACUACCAGGUGGUUGAGUUUCUGAAUGCCUAUGAACCACCCCGACCACAGACACACCGCGAUCUCUGGUACCAUGGAACGCUGGAGCGAACUACGGCCGUCGACUACCUGAAAGACUUUGCUGCCAAGUUGCUGCCAAAUCUGGCACACCGAAAGCAACAGGAAGGUGACAACAGCAAGGAGAACAACGAGUGUCUUGAUGGGCUGGAACAGUCCACCUCGGGCACAUACUUGGUGCGCUAUUCGGCGACUCAGAAUGUGGACGUAAUAACGAUGCUGUACGAUAACGAACCGAAGCAUUUUAUCAUCCAGCGACAGCAGGAAUGGCUGUACAUUGACGAAGGUCCCUACAUGAACUCGCUCGAGCAUUUGAUCGAGCACUAUACGCGCUUCUCUGACGGGUUGCCGAUAAAUCUGCGCUUCCCCGUUACUCCUGGCCCAAAACCACCGAUACCGGCGUGCGCAACCAUACCGAAAUCCAAACAUCGUAUGCAUCGGGCCGCUACAAGCGGUGCCGGUGGUACAACAUCCGUUUUUCUUUAUGCUUCCGGUUCGCCGGCACAUCAUCACAGUACCAAUGGUUCCACCCUAACGGCCGGUUUGACUAGCAUGUUUCGCAAAUCGAGUGAUAAUUCUACCACAACGGCAACCUUACCACCGAAAGGAUUACCAACCAGAAAUCUGUCCGUCCCGAACGAUGCAAUGCUACAGAUGAACCGGGUCGGUCUGUUCGAUCGUAGUCCCGAACGCUGUGCGCCCGAGACACCGCGUCGCCAAGGGACUGCAACUUCGCCCAACAUAGAUGAACCAAAAACGAAAACGAAUACCUCGAACGCUUCGCCAACGUUCAAGAAAACGUUAAUCGAUGGAAUGAAAAGUUUGCGAAAGAGCAAGCAAAAGCUGAAACCAACCUCGGUGGGAGAUUCUGGCGUGGGUGCUUCUUCGACCGAACCGAAUUCUUCCAUCUCCCCGAACGCUUCUUCAAUCGAGCCAACGGUGAGCCCUUCAAAGUUGCUACAGCAGUUGAAAUUUUCGUCUGAUUUUAAUCUGGUCGCGAGUUGUGCCGCCUCAGACGAUAUCUAUAAAAUCCCAACAAAUAAUUGUGCCAUCGUUGAUAUCGACAUCGGAGAGCCACCGGUUGUUGUCGCACCGGUUAUAUGUCCUCCCGUACCGGAUAAAGCUCAAGACUCUACCAGCGAAGAAGUGCCACCAGCAAUCCCACCCAAAAUGUCAUCACCUGCGCUUGAUUCCGUAAACAACAACGAACCCACGACGUUAGAUUACUUCACCCAAAGUGAUGAUCCACUCCGGUCCGAUACACUGCCGGAUGAUGAAAGUGAAGAAAUCUACUUUGUGGAAGCUCCAAUUCCACCAGCAAGAGCAACAAACAGUGAAGCCGCUUUUGGAACGAACAUACUCAACAAUAAUGUGGUCCCUCCGGAGGAUGGAGUAGCGCCUAUAGUAGUAAACCAGCCAGCACGCACUACCAUGCCAACCAACUACAUCAUGACGAAAACCGUACCGAUCUUCAGUAGCAUCUCGGUCGAGGAAUGUCAAAGCCCUACCAGUCCGACUUGCGGUGGACAAAUGCGAGUCAGCAAGCUAUUCGAACGACUCGACUCGAACCAAUCCGCCUUUAGCCGAGCCAGUGUGCUCAGUGGUGAGAGCGUAUUCUUUUCCAUGUUUCAACAACAGCAAUCAAAUUCGGAACCGGAAGGGCCGAAUUACUUCAUUCCGCAGGAAUGUAUCCACGCAGAAACGGUGCUCGGUCGGGGUGAGUUUGGCUUUGUCUACCAAGGUUUCUUAGAACCGUGGCCACUCGAAGGAUUCCCCGGUGGUAACAACCCGAACAAAGCAACAUCAGUGCCGCCUGUCAUGGGUCGCGUUCCGGUAGCGAUUAAGAAAGUGAUGGACAGCCAGGAACGUCGUGAACGGACGGAUUUUCUACGCGAGGCUAGUGUUAUGAUACGUCUGCGGCAUAACUGCAUCGUACGAUUGAUCGGUAUCUGCAAGGGGCCACCAUUGAUCAUGGUACAGGAACUGAUACCACUCGGGUCCAUGUUGGUUUACAUCACCAAAAACAAGAACACCAUCAAUCCUCACCACGAGAUGAUGAUCUGGGCAGCGCAGAUAGCCAGUGGCAUGCAGUAUCUGGAGGAGAAACAUUUCGUCCACCGAGAUCUUGCCGCCCGUAACAUUUUGUUGGCGAACAAGUAUCAGGCAAAAAUAUCCGACUUUGGUUUGUCGCGUGCAAUCGGUGCCGGCCAGGAGUAUUAUCGUGCUAGUCAGGGUGGCAAAUGGCCCAUUAAAUGGUAUGCCCCCGAAAGCUUCAACUACGGCACAUUCUCACAUGCCAGCGACGUUUGGUCGUUCGGUGUGACGCUGUGGGAAAUGUUUUCUUACGGCGCACCGCCCUACCACGACAUGAAGGGUGCCGAUGUGAUCAAGCUAAUCGAGGAAGAUCAACGGCUGUCGCAACCGGAAGCCUGCCCGGACAAGGUGUUUGAGGUGAUGCGAAACUGCUGGCAGUACAAUCCAAAGAUGCGUCCUACGUUCCGCUUCCUGCAUCGUUUCUUCUCCGACGAUAUCGAGUACCAAAAUCUGCAGGAACUGGUCGGUACGGGAGUUGAGAUUAAUGCAAACACUACGGCAAUAGGUGGAGUGAGUACGAAUGCGCCAAUUGAUGCUGCAAACACAACCUUCGGUACACUGGACGCGUCUACGCCGGACACAACUGGCGUUAGCUUAGCGCAGCAAACACCCUACUAG
This is a messenger RNA of Anopheles maculipalpis, 3603 nucleotides long. It is a transcript of the gene Shark, whose product is annotated as tyrosine-protein kinase Shark. Gene Ontology annotation, molecular function: ATP binding; non-membrane spanning protein tyrosine kinase activity; signaling receptor binding. The transcript has 6 exons. Gene Ontology annotation, cellular component: extrinsic component of cytoplasmic side of plasma membrane. Gene Ontology annotation, biological process: protein phosphorylation; cell surface receptor protein tyrosine kinase signaling pathway; innate immune response. Bases 1 to 3603 code for a protein of 1200 amino acids. Lineage: Eukaryota; Metazoa; Arthropoda; Insecta; Diptera; Culicidae. The record is from RefSeq and is a predicted model, not a curated record.